AGUCUUGCAGCCUUGCGUUUGCCGAAACCCUAGGUUGCCAAGGCCGAAGCCGGUGAGUACUUGAAGUUUGUACGGGAACUGUGAAAACUGGGUUCCCUUUGAUUCAGAGAAUCCUCGGGUGGCUUCAAUGGCAGUUGCAGACCCAUCACCUUCUUUGGAGAUUCUGGUUAGAGAACCAGAGGGUUUCAGUCUUUGGACUGGCCCCCCCUUCAGUGACGGUAAACCCAGCACAAAGCUUGAAAGAGCUCCCUGCAUUAAUGCAAAGUUCAGUGAUGACGGGUCUAAACUGAUAGUCAUGAAGUCAGACUCGGUUAUUAGCAUCUAUGAUUGCAGAAGCUCCACAGAGAUAAAGUCCUUUGAAAUCCCCAACGUUCUUGCAGCCACUUUGUCGCCACGUGGGACUUAUCUUCAGACCUUUCAGAAGGCUUCAUCACCACAGGACAAAAAUGUGACCUUAUGGAAGAUAGGGACUGGUGAUUCUGUUUAUCAUCUGUUCCAGAAGAACAUGACAAAGACCACAUGGCCCUCAAUACGAUUUAGCUCUGAUGAAGCUGUGGCAUGUCGUCUCGCAACAAAUGAGAUACAGUUUUUUGAUGGAGGUGAUUUUUCUAAAGGAAUAAUAAAUCGGCUUAGAGUUCCUGGAGUUGCUGCUGUAGAGCUUUCCAAGAAUCCUGGAUCCUAUGUUGCAACAUUUGUUCCGGAAUCUAAGGGCAUUCCUGCCAGUGUCCAGAUAUUUCCUUGUGAAAAGGAUUCAUCAAGUCAACCUGUUGCACGAAGGAGUUUCUUCCGAUGUUCAACAGUGCAAUUGAAUUGGAAUUGUGGAUCUACAGGGCUUUUAGCUGUGGUGCAAUCAGAUGUUGAUAAAACCAACCAGAGUUACUAUGGAGAAUCAAAAUUAAACUAUUUGACAACUGAUGGGUUGCAUGAAGGAGUUGUGCCACUUCGUAAAGAAGGACCUGUACAUGAUGUUCAAUGGUCAUUUUCUGGCUCAGAAUUUGCGGUUGUUUAUGGAUUCAUGCCUGCAAAGGCAACAGUGUUUGACAGGAAGUGCAAUCCCCUUCUUGAGCUUGGAACAGGCCCAUACAAUACAAUCAGAUGGAACCCAAAAGGGAGGUUUCUUUGCUUGGCAGGCUUUGGAAACCUACCUGGUGAUAUGGCAUUUUGGGACUACUUAGAGAAAAGGCAGCUUGGGACUACGAAGGCUGAAUGCUCAGUAACAAGUGAAUGGUCUCCUGAUGGGCGCUAUUUCAUGACUGCCACAACAGCUCCAAGACUACAAGUUGACAACGGGAUUAAGAUUUUUCACCCCAAUGGAUCAUUGUACUUCAAGAAGAUGUUUGACAAACUGUAUCAGGCUGAAUGGAAACCAGAAUCACCAGAUAGGUUUGGUGAUAUAGCAGAACUAACAAAGUCUAUUGAUUCUUUGAAAGUUGAAGGAACCAAAAUACAAGUGCAAGGGUCAAAAUCUUCCCAGGCCUCUGCAAGAGCCACCUCUGGCAACCCCUCUACACAGAAAGUGGCUGCAUAUCGUCCACCUCAUGCUAAGAAUGCGGAGGUCAUCCGGGAUGAGCUGUUUGGAGGAGGCCCUGCCCAAGAAACGAGCAAGAAUGCAUUGAGAAAUAAGAAAAAGAGGGAGAAACAAAGAGAGAAAAAGGCUGCAGAGGCUGCCGCUGCCAGUGGUUCAUGAUUGAAUGCUGACCAGCACGGGGCUCGGGACACGUUGAGUGCAGUUUUUUUUUUUUGUGGCGAUGAGAAACUCACAGUCACUACGCUUCCAGUCCGCCCUGGGUGCUCUGAGUUUCAUUGGCCCAACCAACCCUCUUGAUCAGGAUGUCAUGUAAUAUUUUGCUCCAGCAGGGGAUUUUACGUUUUUCACAAGAACUUUCAAGGCGAUAGCCAUUAAACUUUAAGGAAUAUGUAGGUGCUUGCAGGCCUGUUGUUCUUUAUAGCUCUCGUUGCUUGAAUUGAUACAGAAUCUAUGGAAAAAUGUUGAAUGUUUGAAAAUUUGCA
This is a messenger RNA of Diospyros lotus (date-plum), 2010 nucleotides long. Its product is annotated as eukaryotic translation initiation factor 2A. Gene Ontology annotation, biological process: translational initiation. Gene Ontology annotation, cellular component: cytosolic small ribosomal subunit. Gene Ontology annotation, molecular function: mRNA binding; ribosome binding; translation initiation factor activity. The record is from RefSeq and is a predicted model, not a curated record. The coding region runs from base 128 to 1687 and encodes 519 amino acids. The transcript is spliced from 13 exons. NCBI's taxonomy places the organism in Eukaryota, Viridiplantae, Streptophyta, Magnoliopsida, Ericales, Ebenaceae.